GCAAAAGAAAAGGUCAUGAACAGCCACUCCCUGCUCGCUCUCCACCGCAUCCUCCCCAAUCCCGUUGCUGCAGCAGAGAACGGCGCGGAUGGCUGAAGUGCCUCAAAGUCAUCCUUAUGUACCAACGGACCUGAUUCUACCUGGUUUCGUUCCGUGCUUCCUUUCUCAGUCUUCCAUUAUUGCAAUUUAUGGCGUCGCUUCCCUGGCCGUCGUCUCCUCCAUCUGGAUCUUCUCAGGACGGCUGCCCAAGAUAACAAAAACUGAUAGACUGUUAAUGUGCUGGUGGGCCUUCACAGGCCUUACACACUUGAUUGUUGAGGGUUAUUUUGUUUUCUCACCACAAUUUUACCAGGAUAAGACUGGUUGCUACCUGGCUGACGUUUGGAAGGAAUAUAGCAAAGGGGAUUCAAGGUAUGCUGCGAGGGAUGCAGGCGUUGUUGCUGUUGAAGGCAUAACAGCAGUCUUAGAGGGUCCGGCUAGCCUUCUUGCGGUAUAUGCAAUAGCUUGUGGAAAGUCAUACAGCUACAUGCUUCAGUUUGCCAUCUCUCUGGGACAGCUGUACGGGGCUGUUGUUUAUUUUAUUACAGCAAUAUUGGAAGGUGAUAACUUCUCCGCAAGCCAGUUUUACUACUUUGCAUAUUAUAUUGGAGCAAAUGCUUCUUGGCUUGUAAUACCCUCUCUUAUUGCCGUUCGCUCUUGGAGGAAGACUAGUGCUGCAUUUCAGGUCCUAGGACAGGCAAAAAAAGCAAAAGUUCGCUGAUGCAGAGUGCAGAUUAUGUGCUCUAAUGAUCGUGUAAUGUUUGAUUAUGUGUAGUGGGAAGCUUGAGACAGGAAAGAAUGUUUUCAAGAUAGAGCUUUAGAUAUUAAAAACUUUUCCGGACAUCGGUAAGAACUGCAAUGGUUCAUUCUUAAGUUGCUUAUCUUGAGAAAGAAAUGUUUACGGCUGUUUUGCA
Prosopis cineraria is the source of this 953-nucleotide messenger RNA. Its product is annotated as probable 3-beta-hydroxysteroid-Delta(8),Delta(7)-isomerase. Bases 89 to 760 code for a protein of 223 amino acids. The record is from RefSeq and is a predicted model, not a curated record. Gene Ontology annotation, biological process: sterol biosynthetic process. The transcript has 4 exons. NCBI's taxonomy places the organism in Eukaryota, Viridiplantae, Streptophyta, Magnoliopsida, Fabales, Fabaceae. Gene Ontology annotation, molecular function: C-8 sterol isomerase activity; steroid Delta-isomerase activity; cholestenol delta-isomerase activity. Gene Ontology annotation, cellular component: membrane; endoplasmic reticulum.